Molecule: messenger RNA, 1296 nt
Organism: Pyricularia grisea
Lineage: Eukaryota; Fungi; Ascomycota; Sordariomycetes; Magnaporthales; Pyriculariaceae
Exons: 2
Coding region: 1-1296 (431 amino acids)
Source: RefSeq, a predicted model, not a curated record
AUGCUUAGCAAAACUGAUGAAGAAUUGGUAGAUUUAAAUGAAGAGGACGCGACCAUGAUCGACGCUCAAGAGCUUUUAGACGAGGAAGUUCAAGACGCGGAGGACGAAAACCAAAGUUCCGAGACCGCGUUUGAAAACAAAAUAGCGAUCGUGCAGGAGCGUCGGGACUGGCUUAAAGCUUCGAUGGACCGAACUACUGAUCCCGAAAAAAAGCGAUGGUUCAGGACUCUGCUCGAAAAACCUGAGGAGGACCUAUUUGAAUUAGAUGAUUCUUAUUUCACGGAAUCCAACCCUCGAGAUGGGGCGGAAGAACAAGGCCCGAAUGACAGAAAUCAAAGUUCUGAGCAAGGCCAGGAUACGAGAGGAAACAACAAUGAGCAACCAAACAACAAUACAAGCGUUGGAACCGGACUUAAUCGUGGCCAACCCGGGCAUGUUAAGAACGAACUUUCGCCCAGUGGAAAAGAAGGAAAUGGCUUGAAACAAGCAACCUUUGACAACGAUGACAAGCCAUUGGUUCCCUUUCCCGGAAGCGCUGCGGAUGGAAAAGUCAAGACUGUAGGGUGGCUCGGUGGCCGGAGUGCUAGAUAUAUCAACAUGUAUGGCAGUAAAAGCGCACCGAGGUAUCGCAUUGAGGAGUACUGCUAUCCCCCUAGGUACGAGGAUGAGAAACACACGACAUAUCAAAAACAGAAUAGUUCCUACCGGGAGAACAGGUAUGGAGAGAGCAUGGAAAACGGUAAAUACAAAUACACCGGACGUAAUAUGCUUGGGAUUUUCGGGGUUGCCUGGACACCUAAUUCCCCGAACGAACUGGAGACAAUUGACCCGCAGCGGAAAAAAGAAUCUCAUGCGAAAUGGAAUACUACUUAUGUUCUCGUUAAGUGGAAAAUUGAUGGGAAAGAGAUAAAGUCUUGGGAGACGCGAACCUGUAUUCGACGAUUGUGGAAAAGGAAAGAGAUAGCGGAUCAGGCUAUCUACGAUGCGGCGCUUGAGGCCGAAAACAGAUAUAGGAUAGAAGACGGCUUGGGGCGUUUCAGCAGCCGGUCGCCGUCUGUCGGCCUUAUCCACGAUAGAGUUGAGCAGAGACGGGCAGAAUCCCUAAAUCCGGUCUCACCAGCUCAGGAGCGCGUUGAAGCAGCAAGUCAGACGGCCAAUCCCACUCCGGCAAAUGCUUCGAUCGCCCGACUUCUUGCAAUGCCCCCGGCUUCCGGAGAACUGAUUCCCAUAUUCAACCAGUUCCUCAACUUCAUGCAGUCCGCUCAGGCCUCUACCCCGGCUGCGCUACCCAUGUAA